Cordyceps fumosorosea ARSEF 2679 is the source of this 981-nucleotide messenger RNA. RefSeq lists its product as hypothetical. NCBI's taxonomy places the organism in Eukaryota, Fungi, Ascomycota, Sordariomycetes, Hypocreales, Cordycipitaceae. The record is from RefSeq and is a predicted model, not a curated record. The transcript has 4 exons. The coding region runs from base 1 to 981 and encodes 326 amino acids.
AUGCCGCUACCGUUGAAAGCCCGUGUUGCUGUGCGCGACCUCUGGGAGGCCGAGGACUCCGAUGCGCAAAAGGCCCUCUGCAGCGUCCAGGAGACGGUCGGCUGCUCGGUGCGAUGCACCCCCGACUUCGCCGUGCUCUGGGAGGAACUGCAGGCCGCGUACGAGGACACCGGCGAAUUCGUCGCUGCUGUCGCCGGCUUGGUGCGGAUCUGGUGCCAGGAGCUCAACAGCCUGCUGAACGACGACGCUGCGGACGAGGCGUGGGCAGACAAGUUUCUCGAGACUAUCGGCGAGUCUGGGCCCAAAAUCAUCAGUCUCCUUGUAACUAUUGGGAAGCCCGGUGUUGCGGGCACGACAUGGGACCUGUCGUCGUCGUCCUUCACCCUGGCGCUUCCGAGCACGCGCGUAGCCUUUGCCCCCAACCACUCCGCGGAGCUCCGCGAGGGCCUGUUUGGUGUCUUCGAGGCAAAAGAGCCGGUGCCGGUGCCGGACGAAUGGGCGGACCUCGGGGACCCCAAGGUCGCGAGCGGCGCCGAGCCCACGGUCGUGGUUCCGGUCGUCGCCAAGGGCGCCACCGCGUUCCUGCCGACACUGAACGACGUCCCGCGACCUGACGUCCUGCAGCUGCAGCCCCCGUAUCGCCUCAUGGUCCACGAUCGAGGCCACUGCAUCGAGGUGCACGGCAGCCACUCCCCAUCGCUGGAGCUGCUCGCAGGUUACCUCGAGAAGUGGUGCCAAGUUAUCCCCAGCCGCUCCAACCGUCCUCCCAUGGCGACUGUUCGCCUGAACAGGAGCGCAUUUGGGCUCGGUGUCGUCUACGAUGCUCUGACAGUUGCGCCGUACGAUAGUCGUGAGCCUACCUUGCUUCCCCCAGUUCUCAUACUAAACUUGGUUGAAAAUGUGCUGGGUUAUAAGCUUGUGAACGAGUACCCUCAAUCUUGGCGUUUUAUUCGAGAAGUAGCGCUGAAGAAAGCAGCUUAG